Messenger RNA from Monoraphidium neglectum, 696 nucleotides. RefSeq lists its product as hypothetical. NCBI's taxonomy places the organism in Eukaryota, Viridiplantae, Chlorophyta, Chlorophyceae, Sphaeropleales, Selenastraceae. The transcript has 6 exons. The coding region runs from base 1 to 696 and encodes 231 amino acids. The record is from RefSeq and is a predicted model, not a curated record.
AUGACGCGCGGCGACAUUUUCGCGGGGGAGACCAAGUCUGUGCGCGAGCCCAUCAGCGUACAGGCGGAGGUCGAGAUCGUUGUGAGCCAGAAGGGGGAGCCCGACCUCUUCAACGUGCAGCUGGACGACGCCAUCGAAGUGGGGCCCUUUGACAGCACGGGCGUGGACCUGCGCAGCAGCGGCGUGAUGGCGCCCUUCAGGUUCCCCACGGUGGUGAUGUUCGUGUCGGGCCCGGCCGGCAUCGCGUCAGCGCGCGCCCUCAUUGAAUCGCCGCCCGACACGGCCAACCUCGCCCCGGGGCUGCGGCAGGACAUCGUGGUUUACUACAGCGUCCCCAAUGAGGCGGCUGUCUGCUUCCGCGAGCGCUUUGAGGCGUGGAAGGAGCUGGGCAACGUGCGCGUGGAGGUAACGACGCGCGGCUUUGGUGACGCCUUUGACGGCGACAUGAGCCUGCUGUACGACCCCGACUCGACGGCGGCCAUCAUCCUGGUCGGUGGCGACGAGGAGGCCGAGGCUGCGGCGCGCGAGGUGUGCGCGGAGGCCGAGAUCACGACCAUUGUGGCGGACGCCGCCCCCGCCGCCCCGCCCGUGUACCUGUCGGCCACACCCAGGAGCUUCGAGAAGUGGGCGCAGCAGCACCAGGCGCCCUCCGGCCAGGGGGACGCCGGCAGCGACAGUAAGGUUGCUGUCAGGUAG